GCGUGUGACAUGGCCACGGAUGUCGCCGAGCCCGUGGUCCCUGACUGCAGAGGGGACGGGAGGAGCGGUGCCAGGUCAGACGCCGACUACCCCCUCCGGGUCCUCUACUGCGGAGUCUGUUCGUUGCCAACAGAGUACUGUGAAUACAUGCCUGAUGUGACUAAAUGCAGACAAUGGUUAGAAAAGAAUUUUCCAGAUGAGUUUGCAAAACUUACAGUAGAAAAUUCACCUAAACAAGAAGCUGGGGUUGGAGAAGGCCAAGGAAAUGUGGGAGGAGAAGAAGAAGAGAAGAAGAAGCAAAAGAGAGGUGGAAGAGGUCAGAUAAAACAGAAAAAGAAGACUGUACCACAGAAAGUCACGAUAGCUAAAAUUCCCAGAGCAAAGAAAAAAUACGUCACAAGAGUGUGUGGCCUGGCAACGUUUGAAAUCGAUCUUAAGGAAGCACAAAGGUUCUUUGCUCAGAAAUUUUCCUGCGGUGCCUCAGUAACAGGAGAGGAUGAAAUCAUCAUUCAGGGGGAUUUUACAGAUGACAUUAUUGAUGUAAUCCAGGAGAAGUGGCCUGAGGUGGAUGACGACAGCAUCGAAGACCUUGGAGAAGUCAAGAAGUGAAAGACUACCUUUAUUUAAUUAAAUGGUUAUAAAUGAUAUAGCCAAAGUGAGGCUUCUAAAUCCAUUUGCUCUGCAGUGAAACUGUGGAGAACCCACACCCUUGGCAUUUUCACUGUUCUGUAUAGGCUGCUUGUUUAUUUUUUUUCUUUUUGUUGUGAUAUUUGCCAAAGUUAAAUCGGGGUUCUACCAUGCUUACGCAUGAAGUAGAUUUAAAUAAAAUUACUGUUCCUCACUGA
This is a messenger RNA of Lepidothrix coronata (blue-crowned manakin), 845 nucleotides long. RefSeq names its product density regulated re-initiation and release factor (gene DENR). Gene Ontology annotation, molecular function: mRNA binding; translation initiation factor activity. Gene Ontology annotation, biological process: formation of translation preinitiation complex; translation reinitiation. NCBI's taxonomy places the organism in Eukaryota, Metazoa, Chordata, Aves, Passeriformes, Pipridae. The transcript is spliced from 7 exons. The record is from RefSeq and is a predicted model, not a curated record. Bases 10 to 609 code for a protein of 199 amino acids.